UUAAGUUGAAUUACUGAAAUUAAUGAACUUUUGCACGAUAUUCUAAUUUUUCGAGUUUCACCUGUAACUCCAGGUUGUCUAGGGGGAUUGUCCCUGUAAUUAGGGCUCUGUAAGUCGCUUUGGAUAAAAGUGUCUGCCAAAUGCAUAAAUGUAAAUAAUAAAAUCAAAGUCUUACAGUGUUGUUUGUAUUUCACAGUAUGCUCUCAGCACCUGUACAUCAUGUCCAUUAACAUUCACAGAGGAGGAGGUGCCAUUGAUUCGCCAGUGGUGGUGUAUUCAGCUGAUGGAGAGGUUUUGCCUAGAAGGUUAUGGACAGAGAUUUGCAUACUGGACAGAAGAAGCAUCCCAACUCCUUCAGGGAACCCUUGAGCCUGUCUUUAGGGUGUCCAAAUUCACCACCACAAACCUGUUGCCCAGCAGAAGAGUUGUGGUUGAAGAGAACGCUGAUAAGGUGCAACAGCCGGCCAUUGUAAAAGACCUUCAUGCAGCUUGGCACUGGGUUCACAAUCACAGAGACUUAUUCCAUGGGGAUGUGAGAGAGCCUGCAUUUCUGCAAAUGAACAGGGAUGAACAACAAAAUGCCCUCAGGAAGGUCCUCGGGGGUGAAUUCUCCAAUACAAAGGAUGAAUUUUUGUUUAUAUUUCAGUGUCAAGAGUACAUGGAAGUAUUUUUGUCAUACUGUGUUGAUGAACAAGGCUUGAAGGUCAAUGCCAUGUUCCAGUGAGUGAGUCAGUGAGGGAUGGAAGCUAUUAAUUAAUGUAUUAAAUAAAUUGAAUGAAUAAAUAACUUUAUC
Messenger RNA from Xyrauchen texanus (razorback sucker), 793 nucleotides. Its product is annotated as structural maintenance of chromosomes protein 5-like. Lineage: Eukaryota; Metazoa; Chordata; Actinopteri; Cypriniformes; Catostomidae. Bases 284 to 724 code for a protein of 146 amino acids. The transcript is spliced from 4 exons. The record is from RefSeq and is a predicted model, not a curated record.